Molecule: messenger RNA, 1026 nt
Organism: Coniosporium apollinis CBS 100218
Lineage: Eukaryota; Fungi; Ascomycota; Dothideomycetes
Product: pirin
Exons: 1
Coding region: 1-1026 (341 amino acids)
Source: RefSeq, a predicted model, not a curated record
AUGUCCGCAACAACAAACACCACGCAACCGUCUCUGGAUCCUUCCAACCCAUCCUCGACCUUCGCCGGUCUCCCCGCAGUCCCACCAGAGGACCCCUCCCUCAAGACACCCGAGAACAUGUCCGUCCCGCGCGCCAUACGGACCGCUUUCCUCGCCGUUUCACAGUCAGAGGGCGCGGGCGCGCGCGUCCGCCGCUCAAUCGGCACACCCAAGCUUCGCAACUUCAGCCCGUUCCUCAUGCUCGAUCAUUUCUCAAUACCGCCUUCAGCUGGAUUUCCAGAUCAUCCGCACAGAGGACAAGAGACCAUCACGUAUCUACUGAGCGGCGCGGUCGAUCAUGAAGAUUUCGCGGGCAACAAAGGCACAAUCGAGACCGGAGACCUACAAUUCAUGACCGCGGGCCGGGGAAUCAUGCACGCGGAGAUGCCGCGGCAAAACCCGGACGGCAGCGCGAACGUCGGGCUGCAGUUGUGGGUCGAUUUGCCCAAGAAGCUGAAAAUGUGCGAGCCGAGAUACCGGGACCUUAGAGCGAACGAGAUCCCCUCCGUCGAUGUGGAUGAUGGAAAGGUGCACGUCAAGGUCAUCAGCGGACAGAGCCACGGCGUGGACAGUGUCAAGGAACUCGCCUACACGCCCGUGUGGUUGCUGGAUGUCACGAUCAAGCCCGGCGGGAGAAUCGUGCAGAACUUGCCGGUGGGCUGGAACGCGUUCGCGUACACUCUGAAUGGCACGACGGUUUUUGGCGCUGGAAACGGCGCGCAGACGAUCCCGCAGUAUCACAAUGUGGUCUUUGAGCAGAAGGGCGACUCGGCGGUCGCGGAGGUGAAGGCGGAUGCGAAGGAGGAGGGCAGGUUCAUCCUUGUGGCGGGCCUGCCGCUCGAUCAGAAGGUUGUGCAGUAUGGGCCUUUUGUGCUGAAUAGCCAGGAGGAGGUUUAUCAGGCGAUGAUGGAUUACUCAACGCAUUCAAAUGGGUUCGAGAGGGCAAAGGGGUGGGAGAGCGAGAUUGGAAAGAAUAUGGUACACUGA